This is a messenger RNA of Perognathus longimembris pacificus (Pacific pocket mouse), 2366 nucleotides long. It is a transcript of the gene Noct, whose product is annotated as nocturnin. Lineage: Eukaryota; Metazoa; Chordata; Mammalia; Rodentia; Heteromyidae. Gene Ontology annotation, molecular function: poly(A)-specific ribonuclease activity. The record is from RefSeq and is a predicted model, not a curated record. Gene Ontology annotation, biological process: circadian rhythm. The coding region runs from base 54 to 1151 and encodes 365 amino acids. The transcript has 4 exons.
CCCGGCUGCGGACGGCGGCCCCCGCCGCCCCCGGCGCCCGAACAGUGGGUUCCAUGGGACAGGGCACGAGCCGACUCUACAGCGCCCUCGCCAAGACGCUGAGCAGCGGCGCCGCCCCACACCCCGAGUACCUGCUGCCCCCCGACGCCGAGCCGCGCCCGGAGCCCAUCGAUCCCAAGGAGCUCCUGGAGGAGUGCCGGGCCGUCCUGCACACGCGGCCCCCCCGGUUCCAGAGGGACUUCGUGAGCGCGAGAACAGCGGCCCCCAGCAGCUCCCCGCCCAUCAGGGUCAUGCAGUGGAACAUCCUCGCCCAAGCCCUUGGAGAAGGCAAAGACAACUUUGCGCAGUGUCCCGUGGAAGCCCUCCGGUGGGAGGAACGGAAAUGUCUCAUUCUGGAGGAGAUCCUGGCCUACCGGCCCGACAUCUUGUGCCUGCAGGAGGUGGACCACUACUUUGACACCUUCCAGCCGCUCCUCAGUCGCCUGGGCUACCAGGGCACCUUCUUCCCCAAGCCCUGGUCCCCUUGCCUGGACGUGGAGCACAACAACGGCCCCGACGGCUGCGCCUUAUUCUUCCUGCAGACCCGGUUCAAGCUCGUCAGCAGUGCCAACAUCCGGCUGACGGCCAUGACGCUGAAAACCAACCAGGUGGCCAUCGCGCAGACGCUGGAGUGCAGGGCGUCGGGCCGGCGGCUGUGCGUGGCGGUCACGCACCUGAAGGCGCGCACGGGCUGGGAGCGGCUCCGCUCGGCCCAGGGCCGCGACCUCCUGCAGAACCUGCAGAGCCUCACGCGGGGCGCGCGGACGCCCCUCAUCGUCUGCGGGGACUUCAACGCCGAGCCCACCGAGGAGGUCUACAGACACUUCGCCUCCUCCAGCCUCAACCUGGGCAGCGCCUACAAGCUGCUCAGCGCCGACGGGCAGUCGGAGCCGCCCUACACCACCUGGAAGAUCCGGGCGUCCGGGGAGUGCCGGCACACCCUGGACUACAUCUGGUACUCGCGGCACGCGCUCAGCGUGCGCGCCGCCCUGGACCUGCUCACCGAGGAGCAGAUCGGGCCCAGCCGGCUCCCCUCCCUCCACUACCCCUCGGACCACCUGUCCCUCGUGUGCGACUUCAGCUUCAAGGAGGAGCCCCAGGGCCUGCUGUGAAACCAGAGGCCCCGGAGCAGCGCACGCGGGCUCAGCCCCCGGUCGCCCCCCUCAACAGCCCGGGUACCUCCGUGGUUCCAGAUCGUUUCUUAAAGAGACUCCGGUUCCCAAUUGUUUAGUGGCCGCUGGGUAUUUAUGCUUGGUUGGAGUCAUUUUGGUGUGCAUCUGUCAGUCACUUGAGCUCCCCGUUUGUGUAUAGUUUGUGUUUCAUCCUAGGGGCCGUUUACCACUGAAGGCAGUGCCUGAGAAAGUGGUGGGGCGCACGUGAAGCCCUUCCACACAAAACCCGCUGGUGAUUUCACUGUAAAUAGUGAAGAGGAAUAAAUAAGUCUCCUAACGCUAGUGCUUUUCAUGGCUUGGGUUGGGGGGGAUAUGAUGGUACUGGGUUUGAAACAUUCUAAUUCUUCUAAGGUGAGACCUACACACAGCCCCUCCCCUUGCCUGGCCCUAGGACAGGCGCGCUGCUUCAGAGCAUUUGAAAAUUCACAGGACUACCUCAAUCACCUGAUCCUUUUUUUCUCUGUCAAGACAUUUGAAACGAAAGCUUAUUAGGUACUGUGAGCCAUUACAGCACGUUCUGUAUGUAAGUUUACUAGAUGGUAGCCCUAUCUUUAUCUUUGCCGACUUGUUUUGUAUUGUAACACAAGUCAAAAAGGAUGAUGAGAAUGGUCACGUGGCUGACAGCUGAUUCCGGUUCCCAUCAAUUUGUAAACCUUACAAACACCCGAUCCAACAUUUUAAAAUUCAGUUUGCGAGAACCAUAAGGACCAUAGCCUGACAACUGGCUGGCGGACCCUGUCCUUCCAUAAACCGCCCCUUUCUCCGUGAGUGGGAAGGAAGGGAGAAGGGCUCCGUCUAAAACUAACCUGGGAGCCAGAGGAUAAAUUCCAUCUGUAGGUCUUCAAACAACCAGGAGCUGAACUAAGUUACUCUGAAACCGAAAUCCUAAUUGUUUCUUAAAUUGGAUUUGAACUUCCAACUCACUGCUACUACUGCUUAUACAGUCUUUUUUCCAUUAAUAUAAAAGCUAUUUUUAAUAAUUUUGGAAUUGUGUCUUGAUUCUCCCAAAACAAGUGUUGACUUCAUGAUAGCCCUACCAUGUUGAACCAAGUAUGGCUUUUUCUAGCUUACUCUAAUAAAUUUGGCUAUAUUUUAAGUUGAAAUCUGUAACGGGAACUUUGUUUCUAUUAAAUGUACUUCCGAUUGAAAUUCUUC